AUGGCCCCAAGUGACCGCGGAGAGAAUGACAGUCAUAUGGCAGUGGGAAAGCCGCUGCUUCCACCGACGUCGGGCUCUUCUUCAUCUUACACGCACCAGCACGACGAGUUCGGCGAACCUAAGAAUAAGAAGCGGGCGAAAUCAAUCGACAUUGACGAGGCAAACCAGCCGAGUAUCGCAAAACUAAGUCUAUACACCCCGACAACGGCACGAAGCGACGGACCGCGAGAAUUGAUUUGUCUGUGUGCUAAGGCACCGAAGGUACCUAGACCACGGAAUGCAUUCAUUCUUUAUCGACAAGCCUGGCAAGGUCACUUCGCUGCCCAGCAUCCGGGCCUUGCCAAUCCAGAAAUAUCUAAGCUUAUUGGCGAAAAGUGGCGUGAGCAACCCGAGAGUGUGAAGAACGAGUGGAAGCAACUUGCAGACGAGGAAAAGAUCCGUCAUCAGCGUCAGUAUCCCGGGUACCGUUAUCAGCCCCGACGAGGAGGCAAGAAUAGUAGCGGAAGACCAACAUCUUCGAGCGGAGACGCCCCCGGACGCUGUCCCAAGUGCGGUGGCCGUUAUAUUGCCACCCCUAGAACACCUACAACCCCCUUCAGAGUCGCGUCUCCUCCAUCGUCGAAACGCCCAACGAAUAUGCAACAUUAUACGAACGUGGAUCAUCAGAGGCAUGACUAUCAGAGGCACGGAUCCAUUUCAGGUGGCAGUAUGCAAGUAGACCCUCAUGCCCGCCGAUAUACACAACCACAACUCAGAGAUAUCGAGGAGGAUUAUUCUGCAAUGUCGCCCAUAGCUGCACCUCAUCCUGGAAUGCCGCCUGAUACGAAACGGCGGCGAUACAACGGUCCUCCAGUCUAUGUGCCUGCAUCUCCACAUAUGGGUUAUGCGCCCGUUGACCCUCGAUAUCAGCAGCAUCCAGCAAUGGGAGGACCGCCGGUGUCAGCAACCGGCUACGGCCCAGGACAUCUUCCGCGGGCUCCUCUACAACAUCGUCCAGGACACUACGCAGGCCACACGGCGAACACUCACAUGCAGCCUCCACCACCGCCACGACCAUCCAUGUCUUACCAAGCGGUGUCAACUCCCAAUCACCCAAACAGUGGGUUUGACGAGUCACUCAGACUUCCACCUCUACAGGCGCAGGUAAAUGAAUCUCCAGUGGCGAGCACAGAACCAAGCACAAGACAGACAAUGGUGCCCGCGCACCCACAGCAAACUUCUAGUACUGGCUUAACUAUAGCCAACCAGGCAAGUGGCUCCGUACGACAGCAGCAACAGCCACAGGCCCCUCCACCAUCAGCGUCCUCAGUGCCGCAGAAAUGGACAUUCCUCUUUAAGCUUGACGUACUGCGUUCCAUUAGCCCUCCCCUGCGACCACCUGGCCAAGGGGGUCCCCACUUCGAUACGCGGGGACCGAUCAUCGCUGUGGAGGGUGCGCCGACGCAGAUGCUGAAGGAUGUGGCGGCGGUGAUCGAAAGGGCACUAUCAGUAUCGGCCGAGUUUGCUGUGAGGGUCUGGUCUGAAGACACGAGCACCACCAUCGCGCACUCGAGCCCGGAACCACAUGCUAGCAGCAGUGGCAGCUCCGAGGCCAACAAUAACAAUAAUAAAGAGGGAGGUGUACAUGGAGGAAACACCGCGGCAUUGCAGAAGAAAUCCUCGUCGCUGAUCAGCCCCAUCGCGAACUAUGUCGCGCGCAUACUGAAGUGGCACAAGACCUCCGAGGAUCUCAUACGGUACAUCACAAGCUUCCCGCCUGAUCAACACGCUAGCGGAAGCAGUGAUGGCAAUGGUGCUUCGUCAAUAGCGUCCCCUUCCAAUCAUGCCUCCUCGCCGUCCCACAGGCUACCAGUCGCCAUCAUCUCAGAUGGCUACAGCCUGACGUUUUCAGACCGGUACGCCAGUGCGCUACACGUCAACGAUGCGUACCGCCCCGACGACCACUGGCAAUGGGUGGCGACAAUGUGGCGCGGCGUCGUGGGUGCCGACCUCACCGUCUACGUUAAGAGGCCUGCUGACGACGGCCCUGGUAGCGGAAACGGGGCCGGGAGUGUUGAGAUUGCGUGCCCCGGCGUCAUGGUCCUCCGCGUGCCUGACGCGGGACGCGUCGAUGAAAAGCUCGAGCGACGGCUGGGGUUCGAGAUUGCUGAGUGGGUUCGUGGUGGGAGUUUCACGACUGGCUUGGGGAAGAUGUGA
Molecule: messenger RNA, 2196 nt
Organism: Xylaria bambusicola
Lineage: Eukaryota; Fungi; Ascomycota; Sordariomycetes; Xylariales; Xylariaceae
Exons: 2
Coding region: 1-2196 (731 amino acids)
Biological process (GO): cell differentiation; anatomical structure morphogenesis; negative regulation of transcription by RNA polymerase II
Molecular function (GO): DNA-binding transcription factor activity, RNA polymerase II-specific; RNA polymerase II cis-regulatory region sequence-specific DNA binding
Source: RefSeq, a predicted model, not a curated record